CAGCAUCUUGAGGUUGGUGUUAAACUUCUCUGAGUGGAGCCCAUGACUUCUGAUCAGGACGCUAAAGUUGUGGCUGAACCGCAGACACAGAGAGUCCAGGAGGGCAAGGACAGCUCUCAUCUGAUGAAUGGUCCUAUAUCUCAAACCACUUCUCAGACAAGUUCCAUCCCAGCUUUGAGUCAGGUACCAACAACUAAGGUUUCAGAGCUAAACCCUAAUGCGAAAGUAUGGGGGACUCAUGUGUUACACCUCGAAGCCAGUAGCACAGCUGACCACGUGAGUGCGGCGUGGGAGGAGGCGUCCGGCCAUCAUGCAGACCACAGCCGGCAGGGAUCAGAAGCCAGUGGUGAUGGUGACAAGAGUCGUGAGAAUGCAGCACUACCAGACGUGCAGGAGCCAGACCAGGCAGACAUGAUCCAGCCUCUGGCUCUGGAUCACUCAGAAUAUGAAUCUCUGCCUGAAAAUAGUGAAACCG
This is a messenger RNA of Carlito syrichta (Philippine tarsier), 475 nucleotides long. Its product is annotated as la-related protein 4B-like. NCBI's taxonomy places the organism in Eukaryota, Metazoa, Chordata, Mammalia, Primates, Tarsiidae. The transcript has 4 exons. The record is from RefSeq and is a predicted model, not a curated record. The annotation marks the transcript as partial.